Messenger RNA from Dermochelys coriacea (leatherback sea turtle), 665 nucleotides. RefSeq names its product syndecan 4 (gene SDC4). NCBI's taxonomy places the organism in Eukaryota, Metazoa, Chordata, Testudines, Dermochelyidae. Gene Ontology annotation, cellular component: cell surface; membrane. Gene Ontology annotation, biological process: cell migration. The record is from RefSeq and is a predicted model, not a curated record.
AUGGAUAUGCAGGUGAGAGAAACUGAGAUCAUGGACCCAGAGAGGUAUGGAGAGGACUAUUUCCUCUCUGGAGCCUUGCCAGAUGAUGAAGAUAUCAGUGACUCCAGGCCUGACUUGAGCAAGGAGAGUGACGGUUUUUCAGGUUCUGGAGAUGAUGGUAAAGAACAAGCUCUGAAAUUAGUACAUGGCAUGUUCAGGCAGAUCUGGUGGCUCUCGAGUGACAACUAUAUCCCUGAAGAUACCGGUAAGGGGACAAAGGAUGAGGAUGAAAACCUGAUGGUAGACAAUGAAAUAACUCCACGUAAAGUCUUGCCCGCUGAGAAAAUGGAUCCAUCCAACAAGAUUUCCAUGGCCAGCACAGCCAACAGCAGCCUCUUUGAAAGAACAGAAGUCCUUGCAGCUCUUAUUGCAGGUGGGGCAGUUGGGCUGCUGUUUGCUGUCUUCCUGAUCCUCCUGUUGGUCUAUCGCAUGAAGAAAAAGGAUGAGGGCAGUUAUGAUCUUGGCAAAAAACCAAUCUACAAGAAAGCGCCUACAAAUGAAUUCUACGCUUAAAGCCACCAGCACCUUGUGCCCCUCUAGGGACAAAAACUGAUUUGUUAAAGCAUUUGGACCUAAGCUAAGAUGCUCCGAACAAAUGUUCUCUUGGAUCUAAUUUCAAAGCGAUU